Zea mays is the source of this 648-nucleotide messenger RNA. RefSeq lists its product as uncharacterized. The record is from RefSeq and is a predicted model, not a curated record. NCBI's taxonomy places the organism in Eukaryota, Viridiplantae, Streptophyta, Magnoliopsida, Poales, Poaceae.
AUGACUAAAAUUGAUGAUGUCGCGACGAAACCAAGGGCCUUCAGUCCUUACGCGCGCGUGAGCUUUAUCUGGUCGCGGCUGCCGUCGGUCGUCGUCAUCGUCGUCGCGCAGCUCCUCCAAGCCCGUUUCUCUCUCCCUACGCCCCGCGUUACUUCUCUGCACUGCUUCCUCUGCUCCAUCUUCAAGCACGCCGCGCUCCAAAUCGCCUGUUGUUCCUCUUCCCCAGCCAUGGCCGCGCCUGGCUCGCCGGUGUUCAGGCCGCGGCUUCCUCCUCCAACUCCGGUCGGCCAAGAGCCUAGCUGCCCCCUUGCUUCUCUCCCUCCAUUUCCCAGCAGCGCCCUGUGCCUAUCGAAGCCCUUCUAUGGCGCGCGUGGAUUUCUCCUCCUCCAUCCCCAGCCAGCCUGCGAGCUCCUCCCUCCUCCCUGCAUCCAUGGAGCUCGGCGCCCAUCUCCAUGGCUCGCCCUGCGUCCAGCCGUCGCACCCGGUUCCGAGUCCCUUUCCUGGCCGAGUUCCCUGCUCCAUCUCUGCCCUCUGUCGGCGCUCUAGCUCCUCCAUCCAUGGCCAUGCCUGCUGCUCGUCGGUGCUCGCCGCGGGAGACGACGCUUGGUCGCCCAACCUUCCAGCUCCUCCCUGCUGUCGUGUCCCUAG